Messenger RNA from Aspergillus clavatus NRRL 1, 3273 nucleotides. RefSeq lists its product as uncharacterized. Bases 1 to 3273 code for a protein of 1090 amino acids. Lineage: Eukaryota; Fungi; Ascomycota; Eurotiomycetes; Eurotiales; Aspergillaceae. The transcript is spliced from 4 exons. The record is from RefSeq and is a predicted model, not a curated record.
AUGGGCCCCAUGGGCGAUGGACAUAGAGUCUCAAAGCGACGUGCUGCGAAUGGAAACAGGCCAACCAGCCUAAAACGACUUGUGACAUGCAGGCCCAGUGAUAAGGGCUCGCAAUUAUCGGAGGAGGACCUAUUUAAGCUUCUAAUCCAUCGGAUGAGGAUUCGUGAAGAAAACGAGCUUGCUGCUUCAGGUAUACAGAAGCAAAUGCAGGCCCAUAUCUCCGAGCUGGCAGAAGAGAACGAAGUUCUCAAGAGCCAUGUAGGGAUUCUCAAUACUGAAGUGCAGAAAAGCCAAUCUCAGAUCAAGACACAUAGAGCGCAAAUAGAGAGCUGGAAACAAAAGCUCGGAAAGUUCAAAGUUUUUCUAAAUGAGCUUGGCGCAGAAUAUCAAAACCUUCGCAAGGAGAACCUUCGACUCAAAGAUAUCAAAGAUUCUCUGGAUAAUGAAGGGAAAGAGAUCAAGUCUGAGAUUGAAGAUGCGAAACGACGAGUCUCACAAGUGGUCGAUAUUGUGAAUGAGAAAAGGAAACAUCUUUCUGAAACAGAGAAUAUGAUAACCUCUAUGGCCCUAGGCUUGCGAAAUGCGGAGGAGAGAACCAAGUUUAUCGAACAUCAGCUUUUCGAGGAAAAGAGACGGUCGUCGAUCUUGGAGUCGUACAUUCAAAGCAGCUCGCGUGUCCAAGCAAAGCAGUUAGGGCUCAUCCGAACCGACCAGUUGGAAAUGAAAAGUACAAUCAAGUCUGCUUCAGAUAAGUUGAGUCAAAAACUGGAUGCCUCUCAAACGGAAACACUGUCAACGCUACGCUCGACACUCGAGAACUGGGCAUUGCUUGUUAAGGAGGUAAAAGCUGAGCUCUUGAAGGACAAAGCAGAUGUUCAACAAUGCAGCGAAAUUGCUAGCAAAGUCUCUUCGUGUAUGGAAACGUUCGAACUCCAGCUGAGGAACGGUAUCGAGAGAAGCUGCGAGCUCAACGAAAAAAUGGCAUGUAACAUCAAUGCACAGCUAAAGUUGGCUGAAGGAAACGAUAGCUAUGAAUCACGGCUUCUUAAACAGCUCAGCAUCAGCCAAGAGCAGUAUGAAGUCCUGCUUAGGAAGGUCGGCGAGCUAGAGCCGAGCAUCCACAGAUUCAGUUCUACUGUCACUGAUCUGGAGGAGAAGGAGAAUUGUCUUGCUCAGAAAAUUGAUCACUUCGGGAAUACUCUCUCUGAAGCACGAAUUUUAGAUAGAGUGGGAAUCCCAGCAACAGAUAUCGACGACUUUUCGGCUGAAAACUCUGCGCUUAAUAGUCAGAUCCAGCAUCUAUCAGCAGAAUUAAGCUCAAUGGAAGAAGACGUUAGAACCAAAGAGCUCGAAAAUGAAGAGACGAAGCGCAGCCUGAUUGAAGCGGAAGCGCGACUCCAAGAAGCUGAAAAGCGAGCAGCCAAUCUUGAAUCUGACCUCGUUGCUUCAAAAGAGAAAAUCGAAUCAAUUGAAUCUGAGAUCCGCGAGGAAUUGAACCGAGCGAGUGUCAUAUCCAGGGAUCAAACCAGAGCGAGAUUUGAACAACAAAUCCAUAAAUUGUUACGGGAGAAAGCCGAGGCAGAGAAAGAUAUGGAUGAGCUUAAGCAGCAGCUGUCCGAAGCCAGGACGUCAAUUGUUGAAGGUGCCGAUGAAGCGAAAAGGAGGCAAGGCGAAUUGGAGGCAAUGCUUCUGACAAGGGAGCGGCACAUUCAAAGCCUGGAGGACUCUCGUGUGCAGGAUGCCGUUCGAUUGAAUGAACAAAAAGAGGAAAUAAAGUUACUUCACCAAUCAGAAGCUUCUGCUGCAGUGAAACAUGGCUCACUUGCCCAAGAACUUGAUGAAGCAAGGAAGAAGGUUGUCGAACUCAAUGGUGUGAUAUCUUCGCGGGAUAUUGAAGUCGAGAACCAACAGAGCAAGCUGGAUUCGUUCCAGGAUGCUCUUUUGAAGAAAGAGGAUGAGUGCUCCCAGAUGCGAAAAGACCUUGAUGAUGUCAAUUCAGCCAAAUCGAAUCUGGAGGCAGGUAAGGCCAAGGCGAAAGCCGAAAUACACGCCCUUCUCAAAAGACUGCAAGACUCCGAACGAUGGAUGAAGGGCAUCAAAGAGGCGAUCAGUCAAUCUAGCAGUUCAUCAGGUGCUUCAGUGGAAGGACUACCCGCAAGUACUUGGGGUCGACUCCAAGAUUACCUCGGCUUUCCAGAUUCGAACACUCCAAGCUUGGAUGAGAUGAACAAUUUGCAGAAUGCUAUUGUUGCUGGCAAUGACGAUAUUGCAAAUAAGACCCAGGCGUCUUCAGCCUCAAAUAAGGUCUGUGAAACUCCAGUACGGGGUUUGGUUCAACGGACAGAAUUCAUAUACCGGACACAAAGCAUCCAGAGUGGACCGUUGUCAACCCCAGGUCAGCAUCAAACCAAUAUUGAAGCAUCGAAUAGCGCCAGUCAGCCUGCGGAGCCAGGGCCAUCGAAUGAGAUUAUGCCAUUCUCAAGCAUACGGCAGCAGGCGUCACCGGCACUUGGCUCCUCUUUAAGCCCAGAACCUAGCGAUCUGGCCGAUAUGUUAAGCUUUACACCACCGCAGACCAAACUCGAUGGGUGCAAUCCGAUCGUCGUGGAGACGCCUAGACAAGAAGACAGAAACACCAUUUUAACAUCCUCGCCCAAGGAUCACCAGCCCCGAAUGAGCAAUCAGAGUUCGCCGAAGACACAGCAAGAAUUACUAGCCUUGGAUACUGCUACUGGUUCCGCGAACGCGGAGGGCCAAAAAAUGGUCACGUUUGAGGCAGAUGACCAAGAUAUUGGAGGUGAGAAGCGCAAGUUCUCGGCAGUUCUAGACAGCCAGUCUGAAAGCAGGAUGGUGAAGAGACAAGUCAUUGAAGGCUCCGAACGCACGGCGAGACGAACUUACAGCAAACUUCAGCGCUCUUCUUUUAAAGGUGUGAGAGGCUCAACCCAAUCGAACAUUUCUUCGGUGGGUGAGGCUCCUAACAGGGACAACCAUUCUGAUAAUCAAUACACGAGUAACGACAAGAGACCACGAGUGUCCAUGGUAUCGUCAUAUACCAGGACCAGAAAGCAGGCACAAGGUACCUCUGAGUACUUUGAACCCAGGGGAAGCCCCACAAGUCUAGGCUCUGGAAGCAGUCGGCAGCCCUCUGCGAAUGGAAACCAUCCAAAGAACAAUAGAUGGGGCCGAAGCGCAAAGCGCGGCGGGCGGAAGACUCGUGGUAAGUUAGACUCAGCAAAAGAAGGUUACAUGGUUACUGAUAAGCACAGGUGA